Megalobrama amblycephala (Wuchang bream) is the source of this 1313-nucleotide messenger RNA. RefSeq names its product protein shisa-5-like. The record is from RefSeq and is a predicted model, not a curated record. NCBI's taxonomy places the organism in Eukaryota, Metazoa, Chordata, Actinopteri, Cypriniformes, Xenocyprididae. The coding region runs from base 141 to 857 and encodes 238 amino acids. The transcript has 5 exons.
AUUACACUGGUGGUCCUGGUUUUAGUUUGAGAAGUCGGAAAUAACUAGACUUUACAGGUCUAGUCAACAGGGGGGGGGGGGAAACCCCUGAAAACUGGUUGUCUUUCUCAUAACACAAAGGUGAAAGAGUGAAAGCAGAUAUGCCUUCCAGCGUCCCGAUUCUAUUCAUGUUCGUGUGUUUAUUCACGACUGUAGUCGGUCGUGAUGAGGAUUGUAACAGUUACGGGGGUUCAUAUGAAUUGUGUAAGUCUUGGGAGUUCUGCUGUGGGAUCUGUGGUCAGUCGUACUGCUGCUCCGAUCCGCAAAAAAGAUUGAAUGGACGACUUGACUGUUUGUUAAAAGGCAUGAAGGAAUUGGGUGAACCUCCUCGAAGAGAAACUGUGAAUGUUGAACUCAUUGGCCCCAUACUAGUCAUCUUAUUUGUGACCUCCAUCAUUGUGCUCAUCACCUGCUGGGUCUGUCCCUCCUGCUUUCUCCAUAAAAGGUUCAGAAGUCCUAGACCUGUGAUUGCGACAACUACAGUCGUGACGACACAAUUCCUUCCGCAGCCGGACGUUCAGGGCGGUCGGUACCUUCCUUACCAGCCUUUGCCAAAUAACCCACCUUAUGAAGGCCAACCCAUGCCAAUCGGAGCUUUUAAGGGACAACCAUAUCAGGAGGCUGCAGGUCCAGCGUAUCCUGUUCCCUUCAGCCAGGCUCCAAAUGAUGGUGGUCAGGCCAUGUUCCCUAUACAACCAGCUCAACCACUACUGCCCACAGACUACACCUCACCUCAACCUGCGUACAACCCCGCUUAUGUGGAUUUACAGGGUAUAAGUUUGGCUACAGCAGUUCAGUCAGUCAAGACUGAUUACUAAACCACAACCGCUGGGUUAGGGAUUUCCACGCUGCUCUGCGCUUGUAAAUUGUGCAGCUACUGCGGGCACUAACAAUGGUGUUCACAAUACAAGUUUAUAUGCUGUCACAUUAAUGCUCUUUUUGCACUUAGUUUCUCUCUAUUGUAAGAUGAUAAGCUGCUGAAGUGGAUUAACUAAUAUACCCAUAAUUUGUGACCCUAAAUUAGUAUAGAUAUUUUGAGAUUGUAAACUUUUGUGAAUGUGUUUUGGUUCAUUUUAUGGCAAUGAGUCAAGUUGACUAGUCCAGAGUUUUGCGCCUAGGUUACAUAAUCUUUCACAGUUGCCUUAGAUUGUUUUUGUUUGUAUGUAAUAGAGCAGUGGGGUUUGUUUCAGACAUGUUCUGUCUUUUGGUUUGUAUUUGUGUUUUUUUCUCAUUUUUCAUUAAACAAAACAUUCAAAUGAAUAUGUUUCACAUUA